AUGAGCGAUCGAGGCUCGAGUUCAUCACUAGAUGAUUCUUCUAGGAUACGAAAUGGAACUCCACUGCCAUCUUCCAAAGGUGAAGAACAAACAGCGAUGGAAUUAAGUUUAAGUACAUCAAGCUCCAAUUCAACCUUCAUUGCGGGUAAUACUCCUGUUAAGGGCCCCAAUAAUAAUAAUAAUGCUCGUCAGAAACGAACAUCGCUAGCAUGUAUUCGAUGUCGUGCUCGUCAUAUUCGAUGUCCUGGAGGAGAUCCUUGUAAGAAAUGUCAAUUAGCAAAGGCAAAAUGUGAAUACGUGGAAGCAGACAAAAAAAUCGUGGUAUCAAUGAAAUAUUUAUCUAAAUUACAUGAUGAUAUUGCAAGAUUGAAAAAAGAUAAUGCUCUGUUAAGAAAUAAUCUAAAAGAACUGGAAGGUAAGCGUGCAAGUGCUGAAAUUAAGAAAGAAGAUAUCUCUCCACUCCCACGACCCAACUUCCCUCCACCACAACAGUCAUUUAGUGCACCUGAUAAUGUACCGCUUCAAGCACCAGAUGGGGAAGUGAUACACCCAACAUUAGACAAAUAUGGAAGAUUAAUACAAUCAAGAACAGGAGAGAAGCUUUAUGUUGGUUCUUCUUCAAUGACUCUUUUCGGAUUGGAAAUUCAAAACAUGGUGCCUUCGUUUACAUCCAGCGCGUUGUUACCAAGCUCGAGUCUUACGAGUCCAAUUCCAUCUCCGGGGGGGCAAGAUCCAUUGAGUCCAAUGCCAAUGAGUGAAAACUCUAGUACGUCCCAACAUUCCAAACGAGAAACUAAAAUUCUAGAAAAAGAAGGAAAUGCUUAUAAGAUUACCUUAUCUAAAACUAAUACUCGUCCAGGCUUAUCCAUUAAUUUUUCCUUACCAUCCUAUUCAUAUUCUAUGUUAUUGGUUGAUACUUUUAUUAAUUAUAAUGAUGGAUGCUUUUAUUUCUUCAAUGAAGGUUUAAUCAAACGAUUCUUGAUGAAUUUAUAUUCUGGUAAAGCACGAGAUAAUAAGCAUAUUUUGCGAAGGAAUAUACCCUUAAGCAAAGGACCAGAAGAAGAUGAGAAUUCAAUAAAGAGAGAUACAGAUGAUGAAACUAUAUUGGAAACUAUUUGGUUCUGUAAGAUCUUGUUAAUAUUUGCAAUUGGUGAAAUGUAUUUAGGAACUGAAUCAGAUACACAUACAAGAAGACUUAAGAUGGAAAAUAAAGGUAAAAAUAAAGCAAAGCGUGAGAAACAUACUUUGCCUGGGUCAGGAUUCUUUUAUCAAGCCUCUGAAUUAUUCACCGGGUUGUUUGCUUCUGGUGCAAUUGAUAAUAUUACAAAAGAUGGUGGUAUUGAAGUUAUGCUUCUAUAUGCGUUUUAUUUACAAGUUGCCGAUUGUACAAUUGCAUCAUAUUUCUAUUUUGGUUUAGCAUUAAGAGCUGCAUUAAUUUUGGGUUGGCAUGUGGAUGCAGAUAAAGAAAACUUGAAUAGGUUUGAAUUGGAACAUAGAAGAAGAAUUUGGUGGACGGUAUAUAUGUAUGAACGAAUGCUUUCAUCUAAAGCCGGCUUGCCAUUAAGUUUUGCUGAUGAUUCCGUUUCGACUGAAUUACCUAUUGAUUUCAAGGUUGAUUUGACAGAUUUCCCAAGGGAUGAAACUGAUGUUAGAGGAUAUUAUAUUUUCCCUCCUGCUGAUUAUAUUAACAACUGUGUUACUAUAACGCAAAUCAAUGCCGUUAUCUUAUCAUCAUUGUAUACUAAGCAACCAACUGUGAAUAUCUUACCUGUUGUUUCUGAUUUGGUACAACGUUUAAUGACAUGGAAAAAUACAUUACCAAAAUAUUUAUUAAUUGAUUUUACAGUUGAGAAUCCUAAAGUAUCAAGAUUAAUUGUUAAUUUAAUGACUGAAUAUUUCCAAGGGAUUAAUCUUGCAGUUCGUCCCCUCUUGUUUCAUUUUGCAACUAAAAAAUUGAAAGAAUUACAAGUUCAAAAUACUCAAAACAGAUACAUUGAUUUAACCAAAUAUUCCAAGAAUGUAUUGACACUUUUGAAUGCAUCUUUUCAAGCUUCCAUAAAUACAAUUAAAAGUAUUUGGUCUUUAUUGCCUGAUAAUAUGGUCGCAUUGUUUGGAUGGAUGGAUAGAGAAUAUUUGUUCACUUCGGCUUCAACUUUAAUUCUUUUCAAUGCCUCAUUUGGUGUCCAUGAAGCUACAAAAACGCAUAUAGAUCAUGCUUUGGUGAUCUUCACCAAGAUGAAACGCUUAGGGAACUAUCCUGCCGCAUUAAGGAGAGCACAAUUGUUGAAAUUAAUACGAGUCUUGGAUUUUAAUGGAGUUAUGAAUGAUAUUUUGGAAAAGCAUGAUGAUGAGGAAGCAAGAGAAUUAUUCUCAAGUAGCGAAUCAUUAGAUAAAAAUGUAUUUAAUGAUCUUUCUGAAGAAGCUAAUGAAGUCUUGGGUGAAUUGCAAGCACCAUCUUUGAAAACUUCCGAGUUAGACUUUUUACAAUAUUCCAAUACCGCAGGACAACAACUGAAUAUCCAACAUGCUCCACAACAGCAGGGGCCCAUUCAAGUAGGACCCCAACGUCAAAACGUCCCUAAUAUGAAUCAAAUGCAAAAUAUAAUCCCUGAUCCGAAUGCUGCCGGGGAUGUGUACACCAAUCAGGAUCUUGCUGGUAUUGAAGGACUUACAUACUUGGAUGAGGAACAAAAAUUAUGGAACGAGAUUACGAAUGAUGCAGGAUGGUUGAAUGUGGCAGGAGGAAAUCCUAAUCAACCCCCAGGUAUACAAUUCAGUAAUCCGGCUUUGAAAAGGGGUGGUGCACAACAGGUUGGAAUUCAUGUUCAUCAAGAGGCCGAGUCUCCAGGAUUUUCGUAUAAUGUUGUGACUCCUCAAGAUUUCCCUCAAGCUGGUGGGUUUUCAUUGGGGUCAGGGGGAUAUUCUGAUUUGAUUAAUCAUGAAUUUCAAGAUUUUAUGGAUGAAACUUAG
This is a messenger RNA of Hemisphaericaspora subhashii, 2970 nucleotides long. It is a transcript of the gene PUT3, whose product is annotated as Put3p. NCBI's taxonomy places the organism in Eukaryota, Fungi, Ascomycota, Pichiomycetes, Serinales, Debaryomycetaceae. Gene Ontology annotation, molecular function: DNA binding; zinc ion binding; DNA-binding transcription factor activity, RNA polymerase II-specific. Gene Ontology annotation, biological process: regulation of DNA-templated transcription; DNA-templated transcription. The record is from RefSeq and is a predicted model, not a curated record. Bases 1 to 2970 code for a protein of 989 amino acids. The transcript has a single exon.